Clupea harengus (Atlantic herring) is the source of this 4941-nucleotide messenger RNA. RefSeq names its product metabotropic glutamate receptor 1. Gene Ontology annotation, cellular component: membrane. Gene Ontology annotation, molecular function: G protein-coupled receptor activity. NCBI's taxonomy places the organism in Eukaryota, Metazoa, Chordata, Actinopteri, Clupeiformes, Clupeidae. The record is from RefSeq and is a predicted model, not a curated record. Gene Ontology annotation, biological process: G protein-coupled receptor signaling pathway. The transcript has 8 exons. The coding region runs from base 76 to 3810 and encodes 1244 amino acids.
CCCCCCCCCCCCCGUUGGCACGAGCGGGCUGCCGGCGAUGGCCGCACAGCUGGCACCACACACGCAAGGUGCAACAUGGCAUGCCUAAAGAUGCCAACCCGCUCUCCACUGCCUGCCCCCACCCCCACCUCCCCGAACCCCACCUCCCCCAACUCUGCCCAGUACCCCAAGUCUGUCCGUGCUGAUUCCUCCGCCUUCGCCCAUCAGACCAGAGCCCCUCGGCAGGCUCCCUCUGGUAGCACCCCUGCCCAUGCCAGACCCUGGGUUGCCAGCUUGCGUUUCACCAUGCUGCCCUUCCCAGCACGUGCCCACUGUGCCAGCCCUGCUGCCCGGGCACGGGUCUCCGCUGCCAGUCUCUCCUCGGCCGCCCUCUUCUUCUCCUCCCCCCACUUCUUCCUCCUAGUCCUCCUCUUCCUCGGUGGACUGCUGCCCUCAUCGGCGGCGUCUGGCGUGCGGGAGCGCUCGGCGGCCGUGCCGCGUGCGGUGGCCCGCUCAGUGGCGCGCAUGGACGGUGACGUGAUCAUCGGUGCGCUCUUCUCCGUGCACCACCAGCCGUCGGCGGAUGCCGUGGCGGAGCGCCAGUGCGGCGAGGUGCGCGAGCAGUACGGCAUCCAGCGCGUGGAGGCAAUGUUCCACGCCCUGGACCGCAUCAACGCCGACCCGGCGCUGCUGCCCAACAUCACGCUGGGCUGCGAGAUCCGCGACUCCUGCUGGCAUUCGUCCGUGGCGCUCGAGCAGAGCAUCGAGUUCAUCCGCGACUCGCUCAUCUCCAUCCGAGAGGACGACCAGCUGCUCCAGCUCCAACAGCAGCAGGCAGGAGGAGUGCCGGUCAAGUUGUGUGUGGACGGACCUGGAGCUGGAGGCGGAGGUGCAGGUGCAGGAAACGCUGAGAAGAAGAGGCCCAUCGCUGGGGUGAUCGGCCCGGGCUCCAGCUCGGUGGCCAUCCAGGUGCAGAACCUCCUGCAGCUCUUCAACAUCCCGCAGAUCGCCUACAGCGCCACCAGCACUGACCUGAGCGAUAAGGCACUCUUUAAGUACUUCCUGCGGGUCGUGCCCUCUGACGUGCUCCAGGCCCGUGCCAUGCUGGAUAUAGUCAAGCGCUACAACUGGACCUAUGUGUCGGCCGUGCACACCGAAGGUAACUACGGCGAGAGUGGCAUGGAGGCCUUUAAGGAGCUGGCGGCGGAGGAGGGUCUGUGCAUCGCCCAAUCAGACAAGAUCUACAGCAACGCCGGGGAGCGCCACUUCGACCGGCUGCUCCGCAAGCUGAGGGAAAGGCUGCCCAAGGCCCGCGUGGUCAUCUGCUUCUGCGAGGGCAUGACUGUGAGGGGGCUACUGAUGGCUAUGAGACGCCUGGGAGUGGCGGGGGAGUUUCUGCUCAUUGGCAGUGAUGGAUGGGCAGAUCGUUACGAGGUGGUGGAGGCAUAUGAGCAAGAGGCGGAUGGCGGGAUCACCCUGAAGCUCCAGACGGAGGAGGUGCAGUCCUUCAAUGACUACUUCCUGCAGCUGCGCCUGGACACCAACAAACGGAACCCCUGGUUCUCCGAGUUCUGGCAGCACCGGUUCCAGUGCCGCAUUCCAGGACACCCGCGGGAGAACCUCAACUUCCAGAAAAUCUGCACAGGCAAUGAGAGCCUGCAAGAGCACUAUGUCCAGGACAGUAAAAUGGGUUUCGUCAUCAACGCCAUCUUCGCCAUGGCGCACGGCCUUCACGACAUGCAGCAGGCUCUGUGUCCGGAACGUUCCGGACUGUGCGAAGCCAUCGAUCCCAUCGACGGGCGGCUGCUGCUGGAAUACCUGCUCAAGACGUCCUUUACAGGGGUGUCAGGAGAGGAGGUGUACUUUGAUGAGAAUGGAGACACACUGGGAAGGUAUGACAUCAUGAACCUGCAGUACGUGGAGCACACGGGUCGCUAUGACUACAUCAAUGUGGGCAUGUGGCACGAGGGGAUGCUGAGCGUGGACGACGAGAAGCUGCUGAUGAACCGCAGCGAAAUGGUGCGCUCCGUCUGCAGCGAGCCCUGCUCUAAAGGCCAGAUCAAGGUGAUUCGUAAGGGGGAGGUGAGCUGCUGCUGGAUCUGCACCACCUGUAAGGACAACGAGAUUGUGCAGGACGAGUUCACCUGCCGAGCCUGCGAGCUGGGCUGGUGGCCAGACGACGACCUGCAAUUCUGCCAGCCCCUGCCUCUGAUGUACCUGGAGUGGAGCAACGUGGAGUCCAUCGUGGCCGUGGUCUUCUCCUGCCUGGGCAUUCUGGUCACAUUCUUCGUUACCCUGAUCUUUGUGCAGUACCGCGACACGCCCGUGGUCAAGUCGUCCAGCCGCGAACUCUGCUUCAUCAUCCUGAUCGGCAUCUUCCUGGGCUACAUCUGCCCCUUCACCCUCAUCGCCCGCCCCACCGUGUUCUCCUGCUACUUGCAGCGCCUCCUGGUGGGCCUCUCCGCAGCCAUGUGCUACUCCGCACUGGUCACCAAGACCAACCGCAUCGCCCGCAUCCUGGCCGGCAGCAAGAAGAAGAUCUGCACCAAGAAGCCGCGCUUCAUGAGCGCCUGGGCCCAGAUGGUCAUCGCGUUUAUGCUCAUCAGUCUGCAGCUCAUCCUGGAGAUCACCCUGAUCGUGCUGGAACCCCCUUUGCCAGUCAAGUCCUACCCGUCCAUCCGCGAGGUGUUCCUCAUCUGCAACACGUCCAACGUCGGGGUGGUGGCGCCGCUCGGAUACAACGGCCUGCUCAUCCUCAGCUGCACGUACUACGCCUUCAAGACGCGCAACGUGCCGGCUAACUUCAACGAGGCCAAGUACAUCGCCUUCACCAUGUACACCACCUGCAUCAUCUGGCUGGCCUUCGUGCCCAUCUACUUUGGCUCCAACUACAAGAUCAUCACCACCUCCUUCUCCGUCAGCCUGAGUGUCACCGUGGCGCUGGGCUGCAUGUUCACGCCGAAGAUAUACAUCAUCAUCGUCAAGCCCGAGCGGAACGUCCGCAGCGCGUUCACCACCUCCGACGUGGUGCGCAUGCACGUGGGCGACGGCAAGGCCACUUGUCGCCGUAGCAACAGCCUCCUCAACAUAUUCCGACGGAAGAAGAACAACAACAACACUGCCGCUGCUGCUCCUGCGACCACAGCCAAUCCCGGUAGUGGAAAUUCUAAUGGAAAGUCUGUGUGCUGGUCUGACUCAGGUGGCAGACCACAGACGACCCCCCAGCGGACGCCGCCGCCCCGCCAGUCUGUGUGUGUGACGAGACCAACGCCCCCCCCAAGCCAGACAGCAAUCAUCCGACCCCUAACUAGCUCCCAAACGCCCCCACGCACCCCUGCUUCCAACCCGCAGCAAGAACACAAGACCUCACAGGAGGACCUGGGGAUGAUAGCAUCGCACCCCCAUCACACAAUUGGCAUGACCCGAGAGGAAGGAGGGACACUCUCUGAUUUGUCUGUUAAGACAGAGGAGCGUACCAGUGACGGGCAGCAGGGGGGAUCACUGGACACGCUGAGUACUAAUGUUCCCACGGAUCACCUGUUGGUAGUCACCUCUGACGAGCAGUCGCUGACCAAUCAGCUGCCUCUGUUUAUGGACGAGGGUGGGGUUUUGGACGGUGGGGCGUUUGACCUCAUGGAGGACUUCCUGUCUGAGGAGGAAGAGGCAGAGACUCAGAGCAAGAUGAGUCUGCUGACCCCGCCCUCUCCAUUCAGAGACAUCUCAACGCCAGGGUCGCCCGUCUCCCACGGAAACGACCUCUGCUCCUCCGAGGUCCUGCUCCCUGGCACCAUCGCUCAGAUUAACUGUAGGCACAGCUCCUCGACACUUUGAGAGUCACAAGCAUUUGCUGAUCGAUUAUAAACCCAUUAACACGGCAUUCAUCUACUGAACUGAAUAAUUCAUCUUGCGAUAUCCUUUUGGUUGCUUGCCAAGUGUAGUGUAUGUUAUAACUGAGGGAUAAAUCAAAACAGAGGGAUGACACAUCUUGUUGAAAAAAGACUCAAAAGUACAGACUUGAGGAAUAAAGUGGAAGAGAGAUAUAAUGAUAACAAGACGGAAUACGGUCUUAACCUCUACAGCUCUGUUCAAUGACUGUCUUCACUUUUGAAUUUCCAGAGUUCAAAGGUCACCCCUUUUUUUUUCCCUGCUUGGGCUGACUGCCUUACACCUUACUGCAAAACACACACAGCCAGUUUAUACUGACAUGCUGUCACACACACACACACACACAGGUAUAAACGCACACUCACUAGUACUCUCUUGCACAUGCUCACCCUCUACCCCAUAUCCCCUUUCCAUAAGUGGUAUUUCAGUGAAAGGGACUUGAUUGUACUGUUAACUCAUUUGUUCCACAGUUUGAUCAGGACUCAAUGAAAGAAACUCAGUUUGAAAGAACUGUCUUUUGUUUUGUGCCAGUGUAAUAUUCUCUGUCCAUUCUGUUCGUUUCGGACGUUUGUAUACCGUUCAGCCUUGCGCCUUUUCUGCACCGAUGGUCAGUUUGUACCAUAAAUGUUUGUACAAUAUGAUUAGAAUGUUACAUAUUUAUACAUGUUUUUUUUUUUUUUUUGCCUUUGGUGCUGGUAGAGUUGCGGAAAUCAAUUAAGCUGUGCUUUCUUUCUGAAAUGUUUAUGAAUUAAAAUGGGCUAGUUGCUUCUAGUGGUGAAAUGUUGCGUCUACGGUAAAUCACGCUUGAUUCUGUAAUUUAAAAAAUCUGUACUAGUUUACUGAAUUAGGAUUUAUAGAAGUGCUAGGACGCAGCCUUUCGGGUUAUUAAGAAACAUUCAUGUAAUAAGCUAUUAUAGUUGUUAUACUAUGAAAAUGUUUAUGUUACUGUAUUUUAGUGGGGUUAAAUUAUUCGGUGUACCUGAGGUAAUAAAAGUAAUCACUGCAUUGUCAUUCUGGACAGGGAUUCGUUUUUGAGAAGACAAUCUGAUGCUGUAAAAUAAAUUGUUUUAUAGUUAA